AUGCCCACCAAACGUUCACCUUCUUCAUUCGAAACAGACACCGAUGCCAAACCCGACCUCUCGACACCCCCUCAAACUCCUUCCAAAAAGUCCAAAAAAGCACCAGGUGGUACUCCGAAAGUCAAAGCCUCGCCCAAUAGCGGGGGAUGGGAUAACGAAGCCAAAGCUGCGUUAGUGAGGAGGUUAGUGGAGACUGGAUAUAAAAAUAUGGAUUGGGGGGCUUUGGCGUCAGAGACUGGAAUGACAGAGUCUCAAUGUAAGAACCAAUUGACACCUGGUCGAAACAAUAUCCGCAAAGUCUUAUCCGAGACUUUCUCGUAA
Tremella mesenterica DSM 1558 is the source of this 321-nucleotide messenger RNA. RefSeq lists its product as uncharacterized. The transcript has 2 exons. NCBI's taxonomy places the organism in Eukaryota, Fungi, Basidiomycota, Tremellomycetes, Tremellales, Tremellaceae. The coding region runs from base 1 to 321 and encodes 106 amino acids. The record is from RefSeq and is a predicted model, not a curated record.